CGAUCACGAGCAGUCUUUAAGAAAGAACAAUCGUUUGUUACGGUCACAUUACUGCCACAGGUCACAUCGAUACACUUUGAUGAAUCAUCAAAGUUUGACCAACUGAUCAUUCCUGGUAUCAUCCCGGAAGGUAUCACUGAGAUUACAUUCAAUGAUAGGUUCAAUCAACCACUACAACCUGGUUCAAUACCUGCGACUGUAACAUCAUUGUCACUUGGCAGUUCAUACAAUCAUAAGAUUGAGCAAGGUAUCAUCCCAUCGUCAGUCACUGAACUUUGUCUAGGUUACACCGAUCAUUUCGAGCCAGGAGCACUACCAGAUUCAAUCAAAUCAUUACACUCUGAAGGUUUCAAUAAUCAGUUACUUGUUAAUGCGUUGCCCAAAUCGUUAACAGUGUUGGAACUAAAGAGGUUCGAUAUGCCUUUAUCACCAGGAGUGUUACCGCACUCCCUAACCUCAAUCCGAAUGGAAUACUUCGAGCAGGACAUAGAUACAGAUGUACUACCAUCACAACUCAGAACUCUCAAGUUGGAGUACUUCGACAAAGUUCUACGACCUUCUGUCCUCCCCGACUCACUUACCAAGCUCAAGCUUGGAUAUGGAUUCAACUCCAAGAUUAAUCCUGGAGUUUUGUCAAGAUCAUUGCGAUACUUGACAUUUGGAGAGAACUUCAACAAGAAAUUGAAAACCGGUGUACUGCCCUCCUCCCUUGUAUCGUUGAAGCUUAGAGGUGUGUACAACAAACCUAUGUACCAAUCAGUCCUCCCUCCAUCUCUUACCCACUUGGAGCUAGGUCACAAAUUCUAUCAACCAACCGACCAUGAUUGUAUUCCAUUAUCUCUAACAUCAUUGGCAUACUCUAAUAAUCUGUUCAUUUGUACUACUUCAAGUACCUUCAUAUUCUGUCGUAUACAACGUGUGACUAUGAAGUCAGAAGUUAAGUAUCACCUACCAUUACUACCUCGUAAUGAAUGGUUCAAUGGACAAAUUCGAACAUUGGUCUUGACAUAUUACCCAAGCUUCAGCUAUUCAUUAAGACAAGAUGCUAUAAGACAAUAUUUGAACUCUGGUAUUGCCAACAUCACACUUGGAGACUUUGGAAGUCUUUGCAGAAUUGAUGACAAACAUUUAAUUUUUUCAAUAAUCACAGCAAACUCUGAACAAAGAAUAUACAUUACAACCAAAGACAAUCUACUACUUGAGAACUUAAUUAAC
Molecule: messenger RNA, 1215 nt
Organism: Acytostelium subglobosum LB1
Lineage: Eukaryota; Evosea; Eumycetozoa; Acytosteliales; Acytosteliaceae
Exons: 1
Source: RefSeq, a predicted model, not a curated record